Pseudocercospora fijiensis CIRAD86 is the source of this 3203-nucleotide messenger RNA. RefSeq lists its product as uncharacterized. The transcript has a single exon. Bases 1 to 2532 code for a protein of 843 amino acids. NCBI's taxonomy places the organism in Eukaryota, Fungi, Ascomycota, Dothideomycetes, Mycosphaerellales, Mycosphaerellaceae. The record is from RefSeq and is a predicted model, not a curated record.
AUGGAAGCCGCACCCCCGAGCUACGAGAAGGCCACCUUGAUCGACUUCUGGGACAUUGUGGCGCGGUAUAUGCCCUCGAACGACCUCUGUUCAGCAGCGCUAGUAUGCAGCAGAUGGCAUACCACAUUCGCGCCUCAUAUAUGGGGCAAUCCUGCGUCACACUUCGGACUGGAGAAUGAUCGUGUCUAUGUCGCUUUGACACGAUUCAAGCGAACUCUGCAGACUGCUCGACUACUGCUUCGGAGCAUGACGCAUACCUUGCAUCUACCUCCCGCGCAUGCCGAAAUCUACAAUGGACCGCAAGCAGACUGGCUUCGAGAUGUCAUGGAACGACUUCCGAAUUUGCAAUCACUGAUCGUGAGAGGGCUGCCAUUCUUUGACUAUGCCGCUUUACAAGCCCUAGUACUUUUCCGCAAGAAGCCGGAAGACAGGAGAGCGCCUCCGCUGGGCGUGAUAGAGCUUCCUGCGUCUAGUGGUAGUUUCUUCCAAAGUCCAGCCACGACUAUUCCGUCUUUUGGUUUGCGGCUACUGGAUGCAUCUCGAUGUCCUAAUGUCACGUCAAGUGGUCUUGCUGCAGCAUUGGGAAGAUUCGAAGGCCUGUUAUAUCUUGAUCUGUCCUUUUCAUAUCCGGCGCGAGAUCCAGCUGUGUUGGACACGUUGAGAAAGUUUUCUGGCCUGCAAGUCUUGAAGCUAAGAGGAGUGAGUCUCAAGGAUGAGAGCAUAGAGGUUCUUGGCAAAGCUAUUGGUGUCCGUGUGCGCAGUCUUGAUGUGAGGGACAAUCAGUUGACUGAUCGUGGUGUUCGUGCACUGCUAGAGUGUUGCUUUGUUAGCAAUGCGGACGCAAGUAAUGCUUUUACAUCACUGGCAUCUGGCCAAAGAUCUCCAACUCUACUUCCAUAUCUAGGCUCGGAAAUGCUGGAGAUCUACCAGGGCGAAGACUUUGAAGGCUACCUGAGGAACGCAUUCACUGGUCGGUUCGUCUCACGUCUCGCUAUCGAAGAUGCUCCGGCAGGAGGCAUCACGCAUCUCUACAUCGCCGGCAACAUGGUCACUGUUGAAGGUCUAUCUGGACUGGUUAGAGCGCAAAGGCUUCACGUUUUAGACAUUGGCCCAGUUGCAGCUGCAAGAGUUAGACAUCACUCAUUCUCUGGCGGGGAACAGGAAUCCAAUGUGACCAUGCCGGGUGUUGAGAAACUUACGCCAAUCUUUGCAAAGCACGCCGCGGAUGCUCUGACUUUUCUGCGAGUCGACCACGGUCUUAUCACAAAAGAUGCGCCUCAGUCACACCCUGAAGAAGUUGUGCAAGGACGAGUCGAGCUUGGAGAUACUUCUCUACCAUACAUACCAACACAUGCUGCUGAACUGCCUGCAAAUGCCGUUCGCCCAGAAGCAUUUGAGCUUGCAACUGAUGAGCAGACGCCACGAUUUGAGCUUGAAGCUGACCCGAUCACAUUCGCAAUAUCGCCUGCUGCAGACGAUACUUACAAGAUCGCAACUCCUCAAGAGCCUGAUCGGCGAGACGAUACCUUCAAAAUUGUGGAUGAUGGAAACUCCGGUAGCCCAAGCGAAGCGCGGCGAGGUAGUGCCUUAGCUCCAGAAGUGGUCGAUUCCCUCACGAAUGGCAUGCGAAACACUAUGCUCAGCCCUAUAUCGGCCAUGGGAGAAGGGACGACGAUGUCAAUGAAUGGCAUACCAUCUCCAAUAGCACUUGACUCACCUAACCCAUCACCCCCUCGCACACCACGUCCACGGAGCUACUCCUCGAUUGCAACGGAGCGCAAAGCACGGCUGAAUGCGCACGUCUUAGCAGGACGUAAUCUACAUCCUGCAAUGCUCCCUCACAUCUCGACUCUAGUCCUUACCGAUGUACCACCAUUUUCACAAGACAGAGACGUGGCUGAUCGAAUUGUCUGCUUCAUCAAGCAAUGCGCUGAAGAGGCAUCACUCGCUCGCAAACAAGCCGAAUUGGACUAUUCAGCGCCACCCGGCCGCAAAGGCCACGCUACUGCUCUCAAACACUCUGCUGACAAGUUCUUUGCACUGAAGCGUCUCGUGUUGGAAGUAGCUCCCGAAGGUGGUCGUGCAAAGGGCAAAGCUAGCCCGUGGCUACAUCAGGAGACAAGGUCAGUGACCGAAGAUCGUGACAGCGAAACGCUCUGGAACGCGGCAUCGACAGAUUUCAGCUUUUUCGGCGAGGAAGAAAACAUGUUUCCGACUUUGGAGACCGGACGGUUUGCUGGGUCUGGAGCUACUGAGAAGGAAGUCAAUUUUGGACAGCAGGUUCAAGCACCGGUGCAAACCAAAUCCGUACCACCAGCACGAAUCGAUAAUAUUGCUUUGCUCUCUGCAUUCAGGAGAGAGCGAAAGCUCGCACAUCAACGUGCUGUAGCAGCGGCUGGCAACGCUGAUGUGCAGGUCGAAGGUCUCUGGGAUGGUAUAGUGCAAGUUGUACGCUCAAACAUGACCAUUAAGAGUGAUGAAGAAAUGGACUAUUAUGGGAACAAGUUUAUCAACAAUUACCUGUACCGAUGACGAGAAUACAUGCAAAAUUUGCCUUGUGCAAUCAUCAUCUGAAGUUCAUCUCCUCCAUCUCAACGAAAGCGCUCAUCAUCCGCUUUGACAAGAUCAGCCCCCUUUUCCGCAACAGCAUAAGUCGUACUCAUGAUAUUCCCAGAAACAUGGCCAGGGAAGACCGAAGCAUCGAUAACACGCAACCCAUUCACCCCCUUAACCUUCAACGUAUCAUCCACAACCUCACCCAUCGUACAAGUUCCAAUCAAAUGAUACUGUGUGGAAAUAUGGUUCCUCACAUACUCGAUCCGUUCCUCUUCCGUCUCGAUCUUCGCGUCCUGCGGCGGCAAAAUCCUCUCUCCCAAGCUCUUCGCCAUCACAGGCUGUUUGACCACUUUAUCCAUCCACUUGAUGCCUUCCGCGAGGAUUUUGGCGUCGGCCGGGUUGCGGAAAUAGCCUGGGUCGAUUCGCGGGUGUUUGGUGGGAUCGGGGCUGGUGAUGUGCACGGUUCCGCGUGAGAGGGGGUGUUCGGAGCAUACGAGCAUGGAGACGCGUUGUUUGCCUUUCGGUCUGCGAUAGCUUUUGUGUUAGAGGAAGCGAAGGAUGGGAACUUGAUGCGGCGGAUGACUUACGGUGCUGCGAAGAAUGCAAUCUGACUAUCACCUCUACUGACAUCGAGUUGGGCGCCAAUG